Molecule: messenger RNA, 536 nt
Organism: Drosophila persimilis
Lineage: Eukaryota; Metazoa; Arthropoda; Insecta; Diptera; Drosophilidae
Exons: 2
Coding region: 32-535 (167 amino acids)
Biological process (GO): cilium organization
Source: RefSeq, a predicted model, not a curated record
GAGUUAAAUUUAUUAAGUAGGUGCGUUAAAGAUGUCAACGGGCAGCGCCGAUCCCUGGCAAUUGAAAGAUACAAAAACUGAUCAGGGAAACACAGAAUUCUCAAGCAACUGUGACAGUUUUGAAGAUAAUUUCAUAGCUCACGACCAGAACCAGGAAGGCAACGAAAAAGACUUUGAAAAUAUUAAGAACAGCAAUGAUAGGAACCUGCACGACCCAUUGCCUGAUUCUAGUAACUAUUUGGAACUAUUAGAGCGGAAGUUGGCCAAGGUGCAAAAGGGCAGCAAGUUAUUGGAAAAUUUGCAGGACAAGCGGCAGGAUUGCAUGCGAUCUCUCCUGUCGGCCAACGGCGUACCAGUCACAAUAUUUGAACAGCUACUGGAGCUUGAUACGCCGAUCGACAGUGGUCGGCUGCAUCGUCACUUGCUUCCUGUCCAAGCCCUAACAGUGGGCGAAACCGUUCGCAUAGUGGAACACGACGCUCUUGAGCAGCGCGAAGAGGAGCACACUGAAGUGGAAGCGGAAGGCGAUCACUAGU